Messenger RNA from Strongylocentrotus purpuratus (purple sea urchin), 1479 nucleotides. RefSeq names its product type-1 angiotensin II receptor-associated protein-like. The transcript has 6 exons. The coding region runs from base 352 to 984 and encodes 210 amino acids. NCBI's taxonomy places the organism in Eukaryota, Metazoa, Echinodermata, Echinoidea, Camarodonta, Strongylocentrotidae. The record is from RefSeq and is a predicted model, not a curated record. Gene Ontology annotation, biological process: angiotensin-activated signaling pathway. Gene Ontology annotation, cellular component: plasma membrane.
CAAUGGCUUUUAUGUAAUGACUAGGAUCGCCCCCUGCUAGACGCUCUCUCUCCCUCUCUCUGGCUGCCUGACUGACUGACCCCCUUCCUUCAGUCCAGGGCGCUUGCCAAGGAUUUGUCACUUUGCACAACCUUAAAACCGGACUUAACUCGGCAUUAACUCCCAGCAAACUCAGUCAAAGAGGACCAAAACAAGAGGAGGGAAAAGCUUGGCAGUUGAUAUUUUAAUCAGAGGGCUUUUUCUCCGUGCAAUCAAAGAGGGGCAUCCAUUAAAGGGAGAUUUAAGGGAGAUUUUUGAGCAGUGUAUGUUUUCUGCGAUUGAUUGCUGAGCAGGGACCGGAUCAAAGUCAGUAUGUACCGAUACACUAUAAUGUAUCAGUUGGAGCAAAAGCGGAUAGAGCAAGAAAAACGCAGCAGAGAUCGAGAGCGUCAACUUCGUCACGCCGCACCGAUUAAAAAGCUCGAUAACAAGGCAGCCGCUCUCAGACAAGGCCGCGUGCAAGUUUGGGUGGUGGUUGGAGUCCAGUUUGUUUUAACAGUAUGGGCUUCUAUGGGAGGAUGGAUCGACUCUGGUUACGUGUAUAUGAACUCAAUCAUCUUGAUCACAGGCCUUAUGGCAAUAAUGAUGCCCGAAUCACCGGAGAGUGUGUUUAUGAUGUUAAUAUUUGAGAUCCUGAGCAUCUUAAUGGACAUAAUCUUCUUGGGCAUCUACUUCCCUAGGAUACAAUGUGUUGAAGUGAACUGUUCAACAAUGAAAUUUGGAGCUGGCAUGUGCAUAUUGAACCUGCUGCUGAAACCUGUUGCGAUAUACCUGCUCUUCAGGGAAUACAACAGACGAGGCGGGGACUACGGGGACCUUAACUUCCCCAACCCAACCGUCAGGGGGUACGAGAACAUCGACCAGUCCCUCCCCACCAACAACCAGGUCGAGGAGGCUCACCCGCCAACCUCCAUCGACAAACCGUACACCCCCCUUCCGCAGUAGACCGCUGCAGCCAGCCACGGGGUUUAUGAUCGACGCAAUACGAUGCAGGCUAGGGUUGGGAUUCGCUAGCACCGUAACUUCAUGGAGCAUAGUUUUCAUCAGGAAUUUGUAGCUAUAUGGGGCAGCUAGAAGAUGUCUUGUCGGGUAUGUCUCGGUGGUGCUGGGUGCAUUCUCGUUUCUUGUCUGUUUAAUACUUAUCCAGUUUUUCUUCACAAUUUUGAGAUGCUACGUACUGUAGACAUAUUUCCCUGCCAUACCAAUAAUAAAAAGCAAAGGAAUCUGAUUGGGAGUAGAAAUACAUAUUAGCUCUGGAUGGAGAAUCUUUCCAAUUUUUCAGUAGUUUUGCUUUUCUCACUCUUGAUCAUUUGGUACCCUUUGUUUGUGUUGCUUCAGUCGGGCCCUUCAACGAACUAAGUCAGAUCUUAGUUGGAAGUUUCUCAAAUUUACCUGCCAUCUCUAUUUUUUGUCUAAUAAUUGUAUCUAUUUGUGAGUGAG